AUCAUGUUUAAAAGCAGUGUGAGGCAGUGAUGUCUUUUCAAACUGCUCCCUAAUCUGUCAGGAGAAGGACAAGAGAAUUGUGACAGGGAUGCUGCCGCUGGACACCUUCACCAUCGGCCCCAUGGUGGUGGACACGGUUCACGGGGUCACCGUUUUUCUGCUUCUUCUUCUUCUCCUGCUGCUGCUCUUUUCUGCCUGGAGCAGAAACCCAUCACACAUACCAGGUCCUUCUUUCCUUGCAGGACUCGGCCCUAUUCUCUCCUACUCCAGGUUCAUCUGGACCGGGAUUGGAACGGCGAGCAACUACUACAACAACAAAUAUGGCAGCAUUGUGCGGGUGUGGAUCAAAGGCGAGGAGACCCUCAUUCUAAGCAGGUCGUCAGCAGUGUAUCACAUUAUGAGGAGUCCCCACUACACUGCCAGGUUUGGGAGCAAGAAAGGGCUUCAGUGCAUCGGGAUGGAAGGGAGGGGCAUCAUUUUCAACAGUGAUGUCUCACUCUGGAAAAAAGUGAGGACCUACUUCUCUAAAGCCCUGACAGGCCCCACCCUCCAGGGGACAGUGGCGAUCUGUGUGAGCUCCACUGCCAAACACCUGGACGGCCUGCGGGAGAUGACUGACUCCUCCGGCCAUGUGGACGCUCUCAAUCUGCUCAGAGCCAUAGUGGUGGACAUCUCCAACAGGAUUUUCCUCAGGGUGCCAUUAAAUGAGAAGGAGUUGCUGAUUAAAAUCCAAAACUACUUUGAGACCUGGCAGACGGUUCUAAUAAAGCCUGAUAUAUUCUUCCAGAUUGGAUGGCUCUACAAUAAGCACAAGAGAGCGGCUAAAGAGCUGCAGGAUGUGAUGGAAAGCCUCCUUGAAAUGAAAAGACAGAUUAUUAAUGAAACUGAGAAGUUGGAUGAGGAUCUUGACUUUGCAACGGAGCUCAUCUUGGCACAGAACCACGGUGAGCUCUCAGCAGAUAACGUCAGGCAGUGUGUGUUAGAGAUGGUGAUCGCAGGACCCGACACACUUUCCAUCAGCCUCUUCUUCAUGCUGAUGCUGCUGAAACAAAACCCAGAGGUGGAGCUGAGGAUAGUGGAGGAGAUGAACACUGUCUCCAAUGAAAAAGGUGCUGAAAACCUUCACAGUCAAAGCUUGAAUGUGCUGGAGAAUUUCAUCAACGAGUCUCUGAGGUUUCAUCCUGUGGUUGAUUUCACCAUGAGAAAAGCUCUAGAGGAUGACGUCAUUGAAGGCACUAAAAUCAGGAAGGGAACCAACAUCAUUCUCAACGUGGGUCUCAUGCAUAAGACUGAAUUCUUCCCAAAACCCAAAGAGUUCAGUCUGUUGAACUUUGACAAAACUGUGCCCAGUCGUUUCUUUCAGCCCUUCGGCUGCGGGCCUCGCUCCUGUGUGGGAAAACACAUCUCCAUGGUGAUGAUGAAGGCCAUCCUUGUCACCCUGUUGUCUCGAUACACAGUGUGUCCUCGUCAAGGCUGCACCCUCAGCAGCAUCAGGCAGACCAACAACCUAUCACAGCAGCCGGUGGAGGACGAGCACAACCUGGUCAUGCACUUCAUCCCUCGGACCAAGCCCCACAGUCAGAUCUGAACAAAGUGAGGCUGCACACUUUGGAUGACGACUAUAGUGAAGGAGUUAGGCCUGCUGAGCUGUCAAUGCAUUCCUAAACACCAGUCCUAUGUAUUUCUAUAUGUUCUUAGAUUACUAUAUUUGUGAGUCACACAAUCUACUUUGAUCUAACUGAGCUGAAUCUGUAUGGAAAAGUAGGUUGUGCUAAAGAGACACAUAAUCAACAGAGGUACAAAGUUAAAAAUAUAAUUUUUUAACAUGUGAAAAUGUUGUUUUUAUAUUUUGUGUAAGCUUUAAGUUACGAUAAUCAAAUAAAUACUAAAGUUAAAUACCUGUUCUCUCGUAGCAAAUAUUAAUGUAUGAGAGAAAAGAAUGUAAGAAAAUAUUUGCACUUUUAAUAAUAUCCUUCUUUUCCUCAAGUUCAGCAUAUUAAAGUCUGUACUGGAUAAACAAUCAUGGACUCAAAGUCGAGUA
Messenger RNA from Paralichthys olivaceus (Japanese flounder), 2041 nucleotides. RefSeq names its product cytochrome P450, family 19, subfamily A, polypeptide 1b (gene cyp19a1b). Gene Ontology annotation, cellular component: endoplasmic reticulum. NCBI's taxonomy places the organism in Eukaryota, Metazoa, Chordata, Actinopteri, Pleuronectiformes, Paralichthyidae. Gene Ontology annotation, biological process: female gonad development; response to estradiol. The record is from RefSeq and is a predicted model, not a curated record. Gene Ontology annotation, molecular function: heme binding; aromatase activity; iron ion binding.